AGUGUUGUCAACACACAUAGAGGGAAACACGGGCGAAGAGAGUCGAGAGGAGCUGAAGUCAGUGCAUCUGCUCCUGAACUCCUCUGUCCCAUCAUGGCUCUGUCAGGAUAUCAAUCACCGGAUGAUGCUUUGCACGGCUCUUGGGUGGAGCUGGAGGGUCUGGUGGCUUCUGCAGGUCAAACAGAAGCACAGGACACCACAGCCUCCUUCCUGCAGGGGGAGCUGGAGAGGAUUCUGCUGGAAGCUCAGCUGGAGUGUGAGAGGAGUAGUCAAACAGAAAGUCCUCCGCAGGUCGUGACCCCGAGAACAUCUGGAUCUCCCAAACCAGCCAGUGAGGGCAGCAGCAGCACAGAUUGUGUGACUAUACAGUCGGAUGAGAAUGACAGGCGAGUGAGUGCUGAAUGGGUGUGGGAUUGGUCCAGUCGGCCAGAAAACCUCCCGCCCAAGGAGUUUGUGUUUCAUCACCCAAAGCAGUCUGGCUCUCUGAGCGUGAGGAAGACUGAGGUGAUGAAGAGGGGUUUGUUUUCUUCAGAUGUGCUCCUCAUCCUCCUGCCCUCUCUGCUCGCCUCACAUGCUUUGACGCUGGGUCUGGGAAUAUACAUAGGGAAACGGCUGGCAUCCUCCUCCACCAGCACACUGUGACAUGUGACAUUUGGCAGCUCACCGAUUGGCUGAGGCCGCUGCCAUUAGCACUGCUGCCCAAUCACGCCUCUCUUCUCCUCCUGUGAUGGGCAACAGCCUCUUCUGCCUCUGUCUGUGUUUGUCCUGUUUCACCACAAGACUCUCUUUCUCUGUCUACAUGUAUUUAAAGGGGUUAUAGCUAUCACGAGGAAUCAAAUUGUCCUUGAUAUUUUUAGAUAAAAGAGCCUGAUGUUCCAUGAAAGUAUACGUUUCAGAAUGAUAUACAUUUCAGAACUCAAAACGUUCUUACCAAAAGGAGUAUUUAUUGAAAAUAUGCUAUAACGACUUAUUCUGAACUCCUCUGAAGACGUAAAUUUAAGAUUUAUGUAUUUGAAUUGCACAUAAAGUUAUCAUUCGUUUGCAUUAGUUUUUAACUUAAUGCAAUGUGUAUUUUUUAGUCAAACAUGAAUUGAAACCAGCAAGAUUUCUAUAAUUGUACUAAACUGAAUGCGUUAAAUACACAAUAACCAGUUUUAUAUAUUUAUCAUCAAUAAAUCCGAUUUGUUUCAAUC
Messenger RNA from Sinocyclocheilus rhinocerous, 1193 nucleotides. RefSeq names its product BCL2/adenovirus E1B 19 kDa protein-interacting protein 3. Gene Ontology annotation, cellular component: mitochondrial envelope; nuclear envelope; endoplasmic reticulum. Gene Ontology annotation, biological process: positive regulation of apoptotic process; defense response to virus; mitochondrial outer membrane permeabilization. The record is from RefSeq and is a predicted model, not a curated record. NCBI's taxonomy places the organism in Eukaryota, Metazoa, Chordata, Actinopteri, Cypriniformes, Cyprinidae. The transcript is spliced from 6 exons. Bases 94 to 642 code for a protein of 182 amino acids.